GAAAUAGAGGUUCUCCUCCUUUGAUCGUAGCACACUUCGUGCACUGUCCUCGGCGUUGUUAUUACACACGGACUGAAAGACGCUCGGGGGAACAGAAACUCUUGGGUGUGGUUUGCAACGUGGGAUUUUUUUAUUUUUCUUCAAGAACAAGUGAUAUUGUCAUUCGUUGAGUUGACUUCGUAACGUCGAGGCAUCGUUUACGAGACGCGAGCCCGCGUACUCGUGUACAGGUGGUUUACCGAGUUUCCGAACGUUUUCAUACAAGAACCAAUCAACCGAAAUUUCACCUGGAAUUUUCAUAGUAAACUUGAGAACAACCAGAGGGAGCUUCAUCGUUUAUUUACUCUCUGGAGGCUGUGGCUUUUAAAAUAAAUCCGUAUUCUACAAUGUCCGCAAAGAAAAGAAGUCUUUCGGGAAACGUUGCUAUUGGAGUUUUUUUUGUUGGACUUGUUUGUGUUUGCGUCGCUUUUGCAACUCCCGCAUGGUUAGUCAGUGAUUACAGGAUAACCGGUGCACGACUCGAUAGAUUUGGGUUGUGGAGUCAUUGCUUCAGAUCAUUACCAAAUCCACAAGAAUUCGAUGCACCGACACGUUAUUUCGUUGGUUGCAGAUGGGUUUAUGAUCCAUUCACCAAAGGUUAUUCGGAUAUCCGCGGGUUCCUUUUACCCGGGUUCAUGGUAGCGACGCAAUUUUUCUUUACGCUGUGCUUCUUGCUGUGUCUACUGUCAUUUGGACUGAUAUUAUUGUUUGUGCUGUGUUGUCUGCCGGAGCAACAGCGCUACGUCCAAUUGAUAUCAAUGAUCGGCUUCAUACUGGCAGCAGCUGGAGUUUGCGGAGUGAUCGGUGUAAUAGUUUUUGCUUGUUUUGGGAAUGCGGAUGGCUGGAUGCCCGGACACACAAACAACUUUUUUGGCUAUUCGUUUGGGCUCGGGGUAUGCGGCAGUGUGUUGUCAUUGAUAGCGAGCCUUCUGUUUCUCGUUGAAGCGAACGUACAGAGGAAGAAACGUCAAUACCUCAAAGAGUCACAAUCAAGAUUCCAACUUUCACAAUCUUAAGAAAUCAUUGAGUUCUUUCAAUUGAAAAAUCAUUGCUUACCCGUCCAUAUACGAUACAACGAUGUAUCAUCACAAUUUAUCGAGUUCCCUCAUACUCUUACUUUUCUAAUGAAAAUAAGACUUGUCCUUGAGGUCGACCGUUAUUAUUAAGAUGCUAUUGUUAUUUAAAUGACAUUGCGCAAUGUUAUGUUUACAUACGCUAAAAUGCAUUGACAAGAUUAUAGUCACUCCGAUCCGUCCUUGAGUACAAACGUAAGUUAUUAAACAUAUCAAAAUGAUAACGGAUAGAAUCGAAUCUCGAUAUCUAGUAUUCUUAUCAACAAUCUCUUAUUAUUUAGGCAGAUUUUAUAUCAAUUUUUUAACCGCAGUGUUCGAGUCUCAUAACACAAUAUGUACAUGUAUACAUAGUUUAAGAAACGUAGCUUAAGAGGAAGGAUUUGAUCUUUCAACAACAUCGAGAUAUGCAAACGAUUCGAAUUUAUAUGAAUAUUAAAUUCGCAUUAAUUUAAUUUUCUACAUACAUUAUACUCUGAAUUGUUGAUAAAAUAAAGACGUUUUUUUUAAAACAAUUGUAUACUACAAAA
This is a messenger RNA of Venturia canescens, 1639 nucleotides long. RefSeq names its product sinuous (gene sinu). The transcript has 2 exons. Gene Ontology annotation, biological process: septate junction assembly; regulation of tube size, open tracheal system. Bases 387 to 1055 code for a protein of 222 amino acids. Gene Ontology annotation, cellular component: septate junction; membrane. The record is from RefSeq and is a predicted model, not a curated record. NCBI's taxonomy places the organism in Eukaryota, Metazoa, Arthropoda, Insecta, Hymenoptera, Ichneumonidae.